This is a messenger RNA of Cladocopium goreaui, 501 nucleotides long. The record is from the annotation of a GenBank genome assembly. Lineage: Eukaryota; Dinophyceae; Suessiales; Symbiodiniaceae.
AUGGUGCAAUCCCUCGGCAAUCAGGUGGUUUCCACAGACUCAGAACAGCUUGCUCAUGAAUUGUCUCACUCACAGACGGUGGAGCUAGACAUUACAAUCCCCGACGGUUCACAGCCUGGGGACGUGCUAAGCCUGGAAGUAAAUGGCCAGAUGCUGGAAGUGGCAGUGCCGGAGGGUGCUGUCGGUGGUAGUAUUGUCACAAUCGCUGUCCCAGCUGACAAUGAUGCGAGCGCGACUUCAGAGGGCGUAUCUGCUGAGGGUGACCAAGAUGAAAAGGCUGUGUCCCCUACCUCGAACACGGUUGAGCUAGAAAUUACGAUCCCAGAAGGUUCAAACCCUGGAGAUAUUCUGAGCGUGGAGGUGAAUGGCGAGAUGCUGGAAGUCACAGUGCCAGAGGGUGCUACGGGUGGCACAGUCAUCACCAUUGACGUCCCAACUGAUGAUGCAAAUGCAUCACCAUCGGCAUCAUCUCCGCAUGCCCAGGCCUGGGCUGCACUUUGA